GGUCCGGAUCUCUUUGUUGUGGUUGCAGCUGCUGCCCUCGUUACGCACCGAGCCGCUUCUCUCGCCGCGCCGUAAACCGGAGCCGGAGCUGUCCGGUGAUCAGUCCGACCGGGAUCCGGGACGCGGGAGCAUCGCUGCGUGCGCGACGUCCGACAGACGGCGGAGAGAUCAGCCCGGAAAAGACGUGGAGGACGGACGGAUGGCGGGGAUGCUGCCGCUGCUUCCACCGCGGACACACCGGACCGCCUCCUGAACACUCCUCCAUCUGCAGCGGACUUUCUGCGGGACUCGGCGUGCGGGCGGCCGGGCUGCUUCCUGCCGGAUUAACGCUCCACCGUUUGCGCGUCUUUCCACCUGAACACGUCGGAGCGGCUUCGUACGUCUGGAGGUCGGAGCGCCACCGGCACCAUCAUGCUGCCAGGCCCUGGGAGGUGUGACGGGCGUCCCGGCGCCGCUGUCCGGUACCUGCUGUCCGCCUGCCUGCUGUCCCUGCUGCUCUACCUGCCGGAGGCUCGGGCGUCUUAUUACCCCCAGAGCGGAGAGUGCAAAGGCAAAGGGAAGGACUGCACAGAUCUGUCGGAGAAGAAGAGCGACCUGAGGGUCUGUGACGACUCCACCUGCAGGUUCGGAGGCGUCUGCAGAGACGACGGAGCUCAACUCAAGUGUGUUUGUCAGUUCCAGUGCCACAAAAACUACAUCCCGGUGUGCGGCUCUAAUGGAGACACCUACCAGAACGAGUGCUACCGGCGGCAGGCGUCCUGCAAACAGCAGCGCCUCAUCUCCAGGGUGUCGGACGGACCGUGUUCAGCCGAUCCCGGUUCUGGUUCAGGAGACGGAGACGAUGACGAAGGUUCAGGCUCUGACGCUGGGAAGAAGUUCACCAAGUGCAGCACAUGUAAAUAUGGAGCCGAGUGCGACGAAGACUCGGAGGACGUCUGGUGCAUAUGUAACAUCGACUGCAGUGGCCACAACGAGAACCCGGUCUGCGCCACCGAUGGGAACUCCUACAACAACCCCUGUCUGGUCCGAGAGGCGUCGUGCAUGAAGCAGGAGCAGAUCGACGUCAAGCACCUGGGCAGGUGUCCCGCCGAUAAAGAAAAACUGGGGAAGAAAGACGACAGCAGCCCUUUCAAAGUAAAAGUCCUGGAAACCACCGGUCUGGACCACGGAGACGGAUUCUACGCCGGCAUGCCGAUCCCCUGCGCCGACAGCUACGCCGGAUUCUGUGUUCACGGAAAAUGUGAGAUCAAAUACAACAUGGCGACCUGCAGAUGCGAUGCCGGAUACAAAGGUUCUCAGUGCGACGAGCCGCAGGACUUCAACAUCCUCUACGUGGUUCCCAGCGGUCAGAAGCUGCACUACGUCCUCAUCGCCGCCAUCAUCGGCGCCGUGCAGAUCGCCAUCAUCGUCGCCGUGGUGAUGUGCAUCACAAGGAAAUGUCCAAAAAACAACAGAGGCCGCCGGCAAAAACAGAACCUCGGACACUUUUCUUCGGACACUAACUCCCGGAUGGUAUAGCCGCCACGUUGGCUGCUGGUUCUUUUGAUAAGUUUUUUCUUACGGCGCGGGGAAAUACCAUUUUUUUAACCGUAGGUGUGGUAAUAAUUUCAUUUUUGUUUUUUGUCUCCUGGGAAAACCAUUUAAAAAGAAGAAUAUUUAUUUAAGGGGCCUUAUUUUCCCUCUUUUUUUGUUUCGGAUGGAAUUUCUGCGCAUUUAUUUUGCGCGAUUAUUUUUAAUUUUUUUUCCAAUUUCAAAGAACAAGGAGCCGGAUCAACAGAACCACGUCUGCCGUCUUAAUUCCUUUUAACUGCUUCUUUAGAGGUUUUGCUAAACUGGCUAACAGAGUAACAUUGGCCCCCGUGGAAUGUGUAUUUAUUGAAAUUUCUUUGCCUCCCGCUGUUUUUUUAUUUGUUUUUUAACUACUAAUGUGCAGCUGAUCACCAAAUGCAGUUUGUUUUUAAUGUUCUGUUGAAGGAGUGUCGGGGCCAGCCAGUCGUUUAUCCUUUGCUAUGAAAUUCCAUGUAAAGACUUCACUGUGGUUUAAAACGAGCUAAUAAUUUAUUAUUCUUUUCUUGAGGGUAGUUUUUACUCGAGGUCUUUAUGUUUAACUUCCGUUCUGAAUUCUAGUUCCUGUAUAUUCGCAUGACUUGUGAAAACUGUGUACUGUGGUUGUAGUUUAAACUUUUUAAAGGAAAGGCCGUCGACGCCUCCUCGGACGGACGGAUCAACCGAGGACUCUGAGGGAGGGAAGGUGUUAUUCAGUGUUUAAAAAUGGAAUGUAUAAGGCUUUGGAAACCAGUCUGCAGGCUUUAACUCUGGAGUGGAGCCACUGGCGCUUCGAUCAGGAGCAGAUUAGUGUCGAUUGUAAGACUUAGAGGCAGGAAUGUUUCAGCAUCUUCGUUUGUAAAUCUCAAGUCGGCUGUUUGGGGGUUUGGAAGGACUGCAAAUCAACUCUCUGUCAUGUUUUUUAAUUGGAAGAAGUCUUGGUUGCUGGUGAUGGUUGUGAUUAAGGACUUUUCUUUGAAUGUGAGAGAAUAAUUUUGUCUUUUUUGUUUGUUUUGCAUUUGGGCCUCAGCUGGAGUUUUCGGCACUCAGAAUCCCACAAGAAAACCAACAGUGAUCCAGUAUAGUGCAUUUAAAACACAAUCCCAACCCCUUUGUCUUCUAGUAUGAAGAUGAGAUAAAGGUCUUACAAGUACUAGAUGUAUUUCCAUAACAUUUUUAGUACAGUUACGUUACAAAAAAUCCUUUAAAAAAGUCAAAUAUUAAAAAAGUACCACAAUUUCCCCAGAAAAACUGUUGCUCUGGUUGGUUUUUCAGUUUAAUGCACUUCAUGGGAAAUGGAGACGUUUUCUGAAAAGGUUGUGACUUUUGUUUUGUUGUUGACUUCUUUUGUUGUCUUUGUCUCCGGACAUCAUAAAACACGAUCGAUACCAGCUGACAUGAAACAAUAUGUACAACUUUACGAAAUAAGAAUAAUUCCUCAAGACAUUGUUCCAAUUUUCUGUUGUUUCCUCUUCAACUAGUUUUGUUAACUAGUUUGUAGGCAACAGCGCCCCCUUCUGGUUACCAUACAGAACCUGGUUAAUUUAGCCCCAAAGCUACAUGCUAGCUAAUGUAAUUCAGAUUUAAAAACACGUUUCAGUAAUUUAAGUCUAUUUGUGUGCCAGUAUUUGGAAGCCUUGAGGCCAGUUCUUGGUUUCCACAUUUACAAAGUCUUGGAGGCUCAUUUUGUUUCCGUUUCUGAAUAUUUCUACUCCAAAUUGGGGUCAGAUUGUUGUGAAGCGGUUGCACGUAUUGUUUUCAAAACAGUUCCACAGAUAACCAAAGCUAAAAAUCAGGUUGUGGUCCACAUUCAACUGUUUUGCCACAAAUUGUAAGAAAGUUUGAACGUAACUUACUGCCUUCUUAUCCAAAAUUUAACUUUGGCGAUCUGAAACUGGACUCUUUUUGGCUUUUUCACAUUCACUGCUAACAGGUUUAAAUGAUUUUACAGCGAAUGAAUCAAUCUGUUUCAGUCAAUCACAAACAAACCCUGACCCACGUCCUCAAACACACGGUACAGAUAAACGUGGAGGCGUCCUCAAGCUUAAAUUGGUGUAAAACUCUUCAGUACAAUGUGUAACUUAUUCAACAGUUAGCCAGCCAGAUUCAAGCUAGCUGCUGUUUUCAUGUGUCCAAUUUUAGCUCGAUGUCCAACCACACAUUCCACAUGAAUAAAUUAGCAGUUGAAAGUAUUUUGAUGUGAUCAUAAACUAAUUGUGCUGCUCAGAGCUGUUGAGCUAACGUUACCUAUGCUAGCUAGCCCGCUAACAGAGGUAGAAGGGCACUAAAAUAACUCUUAACCUUCAGGGGAAGUUCCUGUAAUUUGGCUUAAUUGCAGAUUAAUCUCUAAUAGUUAGUUGUGCAGUGGAAGGGGAGGUUAGAGAGGAACUACCAACGAGCGACACCAGAUUUGUGAAACCUUUGAGGCCGUGCUGAGGUCCAAACUGCGAGUUCAGGGAGGUUUGUCGUCUCCGUAUGUUUGUAACUUUGAUUUUCUGUUCGUCUUUAGUCUGGACAUUUGCAGGUCGUAGUUGAACCUUCACCCAAACCCGAGCGACGUGUUUCUACUUGUUGUCGACCAUCGCAGCCGUGACUUCUCUAAAUGUGACUAGAAUGUGUUUGACAUGUUAAUAUUCUGCAUGUAGACGCUGAGAGGCUACUUUUGGUCUCGGACAAAAUAAAAAAAUGUUUUUUUAAUGUA
This is a messenger RNA of Acanthochromis polyacanthus (spiny chromis), 4246 nucleotides long. RefSeq names its product transmembrane protein with EGF-like and two follistatin-like domains 1a (gene tmeff1a). NCBI's taxonomy places the organism in Eukaryota, Metazoa, Chordata, Actinopteri, Pomacentridae. Gene Ontology annotation, molecular function: protein binding. The record is from RefSeq and is a predicted model, not a curated record. Bases 412 to 1518 code for a protein of 368 amino acids. The transcript has 10 exons.